AUGGUACGUACAUCUCCAUUUUACAGCAAAUACCACAAAUGUUGUACUUUUUAAUAAAUUAAAAUACUAUCAGCAAAUCGCGUGUCAGUUAAUUUUUGCUAUUCAUCGCGUUUAUCCAUCAAUUACACAAUGACUAAUGUGAAUAAUGAAGAUUUGGGUUUAUAAUAUGGAUCCUAAAGCUAUAUGAAAAGAUAAAAUUCAGUUUUUCACAAAGAAAGGAAAAUCUCUUUAGCUAUAAGACUUAUGCGACUUGUGUUUCUUCCUUUGUACAAUUUAAUCAUCUAGUAAUCACUAACGCGAGCAGCUGUCUGAACUAUUUUGGCAUGAAGUAGUCGUGCAGUUCCAUAUAUAGCACAAUCUGAUAAAGUUUUAAUUUGUGGAGACUCUUGUUGUAACUACAUAUUAGCUGAUUAUGAUUUAUAUCACGAGUCGUUUUCUUUCAUAUAGGCAGGUAAAUUUACGGAUCAGGAAUUGUUAGGUAAGUUACAAUACUACUCAACAUAUAUAUAUAUAUAUUUGGCUGGCAGAAAGUCCAUUUAUUUCGUUUAGAAUUUUAGAUAAAAAAAAUCCGAAUACGGCCACUAGUUUAUCAAUUUUACUUUAUUACUGCAUGUCAAAGUGUUACCCUCUUUACCAAAGUGUUUUGGCUUGCUAUUAAAUCUUUCUUCAAAAGAGAAAGCGAAAGGAAAUUGCGACUGUCAAGGAGCUUGUCUGUCAAAAAUCCUGCUCCUAUUAAACUUUAAGUUCAUUUUUCUCACCAAAUAUUCACGUAAUUUUCUGAAUUAUUGAAGAAACAAGCGUUUUCAUCAAGACCAAUCACAAGAUAUAUACAACAUUCGCAUCCUUGUAGUAUUCAUAUGUAUAGCCUUCGGCUCGUCAGAGCUGCGCAAUCAUAUAUUCUAUUCUAGAAUACUGGCAAGCGUUCAGUGUGUUUGAUGAGGAUGGAGAUGGGACGAUAUCAACAGAAGAAUUGGGAAAUGUUAUGAAAUCACUUGGGCAAAAUCUCACGCAGGAACAAGUACAGACAAUGAUCAAAGAAAUUGAUGCUGAUGGUAUGUUUGACAUGCUCCAGCUAUAUUAAGCACCAAGCGAGAUCAGCUGGUUUACCAAAACGGUUUGUGUAUGUGCCAGUGGUAUGUGCAUAGAGAAUGGUCAGAGAUGAUACUCCUCUUCAUCAAUAUACUAGGGAGAUACUAAGCAUCAUGGGGCGAGCCAGAGCAUUGAGAGCAAUGAUAGCCAGCAACUAUCAUGCAACAAUGAUUACUAAUGUCAACCUUUCUUGUUUCCGCACUUUAAUUAAUUAAACUAUCAUUGGCAUUGCAAUGUAGUGUCGAAAUUUCAAAGGCAAAACUCGUAGUAUUAUAAAUAUUGGGAAUUGUAGUAUAUCUAGCCGUGUAUUAUAUUUGAUAUUUUGUUCAAAGGCAAAACUCGUAGUAUUAAUGUUGGGAAUUGUAUUUCUAUCCAUGUAUAAGGCCUCGUUCUAAACGUCGCAUUUUCGUGUGCCGAAUGCAUUCAAAACAAUAGACAAUCAGCUGAAAUGCCUCAUUAUCCAUUGUUUUGAAUGCAUUCGGCGCGUGGAAAAUGCGACGUUUAGAACGGGCUUUAUAUUUGAUAUUUUGUUAAAACAUUAAACACGUUAUUGAAAUCACAAUCUUUUCAAUCUGUCAUGCAUGAAAUAUAAAAUAAUAUAGAAAUGGUUGAAUGCAUGGUUUUUGGCAAGCGCGCUAAAAAUAGCAGAUGCAUACAUGCACUGCAUGUAAACAAAACAUUUACGUACAGAGAGCCAGAUUGCAAAACCUUGCAAAUAAGGUCUUUUUUCAUAGUCUUAUAGAGAAAAAUAACAGAAUUACAGAAUAUUCAGCCCAAAUGACAAAUCAAAUCGGGCUUUGUAUCAGAAUUUGAACCGCAACUCACUCGAGUAAAGUAAACUGCAAAUAAUACUGACCAUAACUAAAAUUUUGAUCUAGACAAAAAUUUCAUCACAGCUUGAAAGAGCAUCACAACAUUAGUAAUAUUCCAAAGUUUCGUUACGAAAUGUUGUAAAAUGUGGAUAAUAUAUAGCCUUGCGAAGUUUACAAUUUUCAGUCAUUUUAGAUUACAAACGGCAAAUUGAUACCCAAAUCGGGUGUUUGGGUAUCAAUUUCCCGUUAAUCUAAAACGACUGAAAAUUGCAAACUUCGCAAGGCUAUAUUAUCCGCAUUUUACAACAUUGGCAUGAAGAAUAUAUUUUAUCGCAUGUCGCAUGAAAAAUUGUCAGCCGGUGAGAGGCGAAAGGCCCGUAAAAUUUACUGUAAAUCACUGUAUAAAGACUGAAAGUUCUCAAAAUAGCCGGUGCGAGGCGAAAAGCCGGUAGGAUUUAAAUCACUGUAGGAAAAGUUCCGUGUACGUACGCACCGUACGUACAACGAACGAACGAACGAACGAACGUGCGGGUGUGCAUUGCGCUUGAGCUCGAUGAGCCACCAAACUGUGGGGCUCGCUCAGGCUCGCUCCAAUUAAUUUUUCUAUGCAUGAUGUAUCAUGUUUCUUUCGAUUUUAUGAUUUUGGAGGAAGAGUCGACGGCCCAUCAUGUCUCACGUGGGCAGGAUAGACAUUCCAUGAAGUGGUGUCACCCACAACCCAAAUAAACUUGAACUACAUCGUACUACAACUAUUGAACGGAGUCAGCAAAAUUAUUGUUCUCGUUGUAGCUAGAAAGUGGUGGGGUUCCUUAAUAUGGUAGAUAUGUUGACAUUUUACCAUGACAUGGUGGUUCGUGUAUCUCACAUCUUGAGGUCUCGUCAUUUCGAAACGUUGCUCAUAAUUUUGUUUCAAUCGCAAGUGAAGAGUGUUUGUAGUUUGACUGUACGGAAACACGAUACAUCAAAUGCACCAAUAGUGAGUGGUCGUCGCUGCAGUAAUACCACAAGUAUUUCCUGGUACUUCCUGCACUAGUAAUAAGAAUGACCAACAGUCCACCAGUUGUAAUCAUGUAGUUUCAGUUUAUCGAAGGGUUAUUGUAGUUGGAAAUUUCUUUAAAAUGCAAUUUUGACUCCUUGUUUCUUUGAUUCCACUCUUUAAAAUGCAAUUUUGACUCCUUGUUUCUUUGAUUCCACUGACCUGCAAAGCUCAACUGGAUUUAAUCAUUUCCAGGUAAUGGUACAGUUGAUUUCAAUGAAUUUCUCUCGCUCAUUGUACCAACACAGACAGAGACCCCUCAAAGCGACCUGCUUCAAGCGUUCAAAGCGUUUGACGUGAACGGGGAUGGGUAUAUAAGCAAAGAAGAACUGAAGGAAGGGCUACAAAUUCUUGGCGAGGCCAUUACAGAUGAAGAACUUAAUGAAUUGAUUCGACAAAUCGAUCAUGAUAAUGAUGGACAAAUCCAUUAUUCAGGUAUGAACUAA
This is a messenger RNA of Paramuricea clavata, 3383 nucleotides long. The record is from the annotation of a GenBank genome assembly. Lineage: Eukaryota; Metazoa; Cnidaria; Anthozoa; Malacalcyonacea; Plexauridae.